Molecule: messenger RNA, 2904 nt
Organism: Plasmodium relictum
Lineage: Eukaryota; Apicomplexa; Aconoidasida; Haemosporida; Plasmodiidae
Product: regulator of chromosome condensation, putative
Exons: 2
Coding region: 1-2904 (967 amino acids)
Source: RefSeq, a predicted model, not a curated record
AUGGGGCAAGGAAAUGGAAAAAAUAAACUUAUUAUUCAAGGAACCAAUGAAUUUUUAGUAGAUAAAAAAAAGGAAUUUUGUUUAUUAAAUAUAAGGAAUUCCAUAAAUAUAAAGAAUAUAUAUAAUGGCCCUAAUAAUAUAAUAAUUAUUUAUGAAAAUGAUGAUUUUGAAAUAGUGGGGUUAAAUAAUUAUGGCCAAUUAGGUUUAGGAGAUAAAAUAAAUAGAAAUAAACUAACAAUUAAUUCUAUUUUAUCAAAACAAAAAAUUAGUAAAAUAUCAUGUGGAUAUGAACAUAUAAUUGCUUUAAUGUAUAAUCACAACAUUUUUGUUUGGGGAAAUAAUGAUCAUGGUCAACUAGGUAUAGGAGAAAAUACUGUAGAAAUUUAUACUCCUUUAUUAAUUUAUUUUAAUGAAAAAGUUAUUGAUAUUGCUUGUGGAAAAAAUCAUUCUAUUUUUUUAACUGAAUCAGAAUGCGAAAAUUAUAAUUACUGCAACAAUUUUAAAAUAAAAAAAAAUGGUAAUCUAGAUAAUUCAGUUACAAAAAAAAAAGAUAGGCAAAAUUACUUAAGCAAAUUAGAAAUAAAUAUUAAUGAUGAAAUGGAUAGUAAAAUGAAGAGCAAAUUUACUGAAGAUUACAGUGUUGAAUUUGAAGUGCAAAACAUUAGAAAGGAAAAUAAAGAAGAAAGUGAAGAGGAAGAAGAAGAAGAGGAAGAGGAAGAAGAAGAAGAGGAAGAAGAAGAAGAAGAAGAAGAAAAAAACAACGGGGAAGAAGAGGAAAAUGAAGAUGCAGAUAAAGAGAAAUAUAAACAUGAAAAAAAUAAUGAAAUAAAUGAUAAAAAAAACUUCAAAAUUAAUUAUGUAAACGAUGUAAUAAAAAUAAUAAAAACAAAUAAAAAAAAAUUUGUAAAUAGGAAAAUAUCAAAUUUUAAUAUUUAUUCAUGUGGUUCAGGUAUAAAUGGGAAAUUAGGUUUUAAAAGUGAGGAAAAUGUAUAUUUUCCCAAAAAAAUGGAGAUAAAAAAAAAAUUAAAAAUAAGUAGCAUAUAUUCCAGUUACGAACACAAUGCCUUAUUAACAAAAAAUGGAAAAUUAUAUACAUGGGGAUAUAAUAAAAAUGGAGAAUUAGGUAUAAAUAAUAAUAUAUCAAGUCAUAAAUUAAAAAAAAUAAAUUUAGAAAAUGAUAUAAUUAUAAAGGUGUGUCUAAGUAAAUUAUAUUCUGCAUGCUUAACAAAGAAUAAUAAUUUUUACAUUUGGGGAAAUAAUAUUCUCAAAUUGAAAAAAAUUAACUUUUCUAAUCUUCAAAUUAGUGAUUUCUGCUGUAAUGAAGAUAAUAUUAUAAUUUUAACAAAAGAUCAUAAGUUAUUUUUAUUAGAUUCCUUAAAAAAAAUACAAAAUUUGAAUAAAUUAAUACAGACAAAAUUGUCAAAUGAUGCAAAGAAUAUUAACAAUAUUCAAUAUAAUUUUAUAGGAAAUGGAUAUAACUAUUUAUAUGCUCACAUUAGCAUAAAUAAAGAUAUUAAUAAUAUGAAUAAUUUAAAUAAAAAAGAUUAUGCAAAUUCUAAUCCUCGUGAAACAAAACAAAAUAUCAAUGUAGAAAAAGAAACGUCAUUAUUUCUAGAUAACAAUGAACUAAGAAAUUAUGAUAUGAAUAAAGAUAUGCAAAAUCUAAAGACUAUUAUUAAUGAUAUAAAUGAAGAAGAAAAAGGGAAGUUCAAAGAAGGUACUCAUAAGAAAAUAGAAAUAAAAGAAGUAGAAAAAAAUCCAUGGAUCAUUAAGAAUAAAUGUGAUGAAAAAAAACAAAAAAAUUUAAUAAAAGAAAAUGAAGAAGAAAAACAAGAAAUUAAAAAAAAAGAAGAAAAAGAAAUAACAAAGGAAGAAAGAGCAAAAGAAGAAAUAGAAAAAGAAGAAUAUGUUGAUUUAUAUAUGCUUAGAACGAAUUCCGACAAUAAUAAAAAUUAUAUAAAUAUAAAUGAUAAUUUUAAAAGGAGUAAAAAUAAUUUAAAAAAAGAAUGUGAGAAUUCUAAUGAUUUAAAGGAAAAUAUAAAAUUCCAUUCUUUUUCUAAUAAUGGACUACAUAUAGAAAAAAGGGAAGGAAAAAAAAUAAAUAAUAAAAGCAUUAAAUCUUGUAGCGACGAACAAAUAGAAAACAUUCUUAUUCAUAAUGAUACUGAAAAAAGUAUGAAAAAUAAAAUGGAUAUAAAAUAUCUUAUUAGUAACAUAGAUUAUAUCAAUUUAGAUUUGAUAAAUAUUGAAGAUAUCUAUAUAGAUAAUAAUUUCUUACUAAACAGAGCAUCUGGAAUCAUUAAUAGUAAUAUAAAUUAUAUAGAUUACUUAACAAUUAACAAUGAACAAAUUGGAAAAUGCAAUAACUUAAAUAUGAAGCAGAAUUGCUUUUGUUCUAAUUCAGGUGAUAAAUAUAUCAAUUUAAACAUUAUGUUAUUAAAAGAAUUAAAAAAACAAAAAAAAAUAAAUAUUUUUUAUAAUCAUUUAUUAAAUAAACUUUUAAAUGAAUCAAUUUGCCUAAGAGAAGAAAAAAAAAAUUUAAAAAAAAAAAUUUCUUGUUUACUAAAAAUUAAUAAUUCAAAACAAAAUACAGACGCAUAUGAAAAAAAAAAAAAAAAAAACUUGAAUUUUUGUUUAAAAAAAAAGUAUACAUUUCCUUUAUCCUUGAAUCCCAGAGAUUAUAAUUGUCAAGAAAAAAAUAGUAAAUAUAUAAGUAGUUCUAGUAAUAUUAGUACGUCUUCAUUAAAUAACAUUAAUAAAUUAAUAAAUACAGAAAAGAAAAAUGUGCAUAAAGAGUCAAAUAAUUUACUGGUUUUAGAUGAUUUAAACCCUGAUUUGUUUAGUAACACAAACGAGGAUAAAAAUACAAUAAAUAGUAUACCCAUUUUUUUUUUAAAUAAUUAA